UGGCCAUUGUGUUGGCGAGCUUAGCGCAACUGAAUCGGAUUGGCUGAGGACCUCCGAGUGGACUUCCUGCUUUAUCAUGUGAUUUCUGGCUUUGCAGUGAAGAGUGAUGUCCAACAGAUACCAGAUCGUGGUGCAGGGCGAGGCGUCAGAGACAGACUCUGAUGAUGAGGUGUACAUCACCUCCCUGCCGGCAGCUGCCCAGGCUGCUGCUGCUGGAGCCAAGGUCCCCGGCGAGGCCUCUGAGACGGACAGUGAGGGGGAGCUGGAUCAGCCUAAGGGACAACCGAUUGGUGUUUCUCCAGCAGGGAGCUAUGACAACGUUCAGAUACUUAGGAGAGACCUGCCUCCCCUCAUAGUGGUCAGAGACCACCCUGACAUCCAGUCGGUAGUGGAAGAUAGAUGGAGCCCUGUUCACAGACCCCACGGGGACACCCUGUUGCAGCAGAAGCUGCAGGAGUCUAACAGCCGUCUGUGUGCCGAUGUGGCGCAGACGCUACGGCAGGUCUACGGCAACGCCAGCCGAGAGGUACGCAGUGCCACCGUUCAGCUCAACACAUCCCAGGCGGCUAUCAUCAACGCCUCCCACAGCAUCAGACUCAUCCUGGACGACCUGAAGGCUGUUUCUGAGAAGAUUGAUAGUAUCACCAGCUGCCACCUGCUGCCAGACAUCCACAUGGGCCCACCUGCGGCCAGCAUAGCCCAAGGACCAUGAGGGGAGAUCCAAGCAAAUUUACUAUGUUUGGCCGUUUUAUAUUAUUCAGUAUUCAUUUAUAAUAACAACAUGUAUUUAGAUCUCGGCAUACGAGACAAGCUCCUUAUUUGUGUACACUAUAUAUAUAUAUUUGCUAAAGGAAUAAAUGGUGAAAAGCAGAAUAAUCUUUCCAUUAUUUCAAUUAUUAACCAGAUAUCUUCUAAAAAGUUAUACAUUAACCUUAUGUCAUGAAUUUAUUCAUGAUAAACUGAUCUAAAAGUCAAAGGCAGGAAUAUAAAUAAAUGUUGCAAUGCACUGAUAUUGCCAGAUUUUUUAAAUCCAUACCAGAUUGAUGCUGAUGUUUUGAUUAUAAUAUAACACAAUGCUAUUUUGUCAUAUUAGUAUUACGUAUGGCACUGCAUAUAGUACUGCAUAUAUAUGCAGUUGGGUGUUAUUUUGCUAGGUUGUUAUUAACUGUUUGCUAUGUUGCUAUGAACAAAGACCAAUGCUGAAGGAUUAAACUACUAUGACUCGGUG
Molecule: messenger RNA, 1228 nt
Organism: Gadus morhua (Atlantic cod)
Lineage: Eukaryota; Metazoa; Chordata; Actinopteri; Gadiformes; Gadidae
Gene: bloc1s3
Product: biogenesis of lysosomal organelles complex-1, subunit 3
Exons: 5
Coding region: 107-712 (201 amino acids)
Cellular component (GO): BLOC-1 complex
Source: RefSeq, a predicted model, not a curated record